Messenger RNA from Scomber scombrus (Atlantic mackerel), 1995 nucleotides. RefSeq names its product Rho guanine nucleotide exchange factor (GEF) 3, like (gene arhgef3l). The coding region runs from base 168 to 1736 and encodes 522 amino acids. Lineage: Eukaryota; Metazoa; Chordata; Actinopteri; Scombriformes; Scombridae. Gene Ontology annotation, biological process: intracellular signal transduction; positive regulation of Rho protein signal transduction. Gene Ontology annotation, molecular function: guanyl-nucleotide exchange factor activity. The record is from RefSeq and is a predicted model, not a curated record. The transcript is spliced from 13 exons.
GUCUGAGAUGAGGAAGAAAGUGAGGAGGAAGGAGUGCAGUGAACUCUGAAAAAGCUUCAGCAAACAACUCGCUGUGCGCUAAUUCUGGUGUAAAUUUGGAUUAUCUCAACAGUUCUCAUUUUGAGAAUGUGUGAUUAACUUUCGAAGAUGUGUUGAAAGAAAAAAGGAUGGAAGUGGAGGAGUCUGGUGAAACAAGGACUUCCUGGGCUGUGGCACCAGGAGAGACACACUCCAUCAUCUGUGACCAUGCUGGGAAAAAGAGAAAACAAGACCCUGCCCCUGAUCCUGUGACCAGAAUCGCAGAGGAUGAAGGGGAAGAGGAAGAGGAUGAAAUGAUGUCUGACCACAUGAAGGAUUCAGAGGAGCCCAGUAAUAAAAGGGUCAAACCGGUGGCAAAGUCCAAUAGCCUAACAGGUGUCAUCACACCAGUAAAGACCCCUGCUCUUAAACGCAUUGGACAGUCUAUAUCACGGUCUAUCAGUUUCCGCACAGAGGCGCGACCUUUGCCCCCAGCUCCCCUACGCGCUCGCUCAAAGGCCUCAUCAUUUCCACGGAGACGCAACAGCCAGUGCUGGAGCGACACCGUUGAGAGCCAUGACCUCACUGCUAAGGAGAUCAAACGUCAAGAGGUGAUCUAUGAGCUGACCCAGGGAGAGAGACAGCUUAUUGAAGACCUUAGUCUGGUCAAGAAGGUAUACUAUGAGCCAAUGCUGAAGUUGGACAUCAUGACAGAGAGUGAGCUCGGGCAGAUCUUUGGUACUCUGGACUCUCUCAUUCCUCUCCAUGAAGAUCUUCUGGAACGUCUUCAGCGGCUGAGGGGAUCAGAGAAGACAGUGGGAGAGGUGGGGCCUACUCUGAUGAAUUGGUUUCCUUGCCUGGAGUCCUAUGUUACAUACUGCUGUAACCAGGUGGGAGCCAAAGCCCUGCUGGACCAGAAAAAGCAUGAGAAGAGAGUGGAGCAGUUCCUGCGCCUGUGUCAGGAGUCUUCAUUCAGCAGGAAACUAGACCUCUGGAACUUCCUGGAUCUCCCUCGAAGCCGUUUGGUCAAAUACCCCCUGUUGCUGAAAGAGAUCCAGAAGUGCACACCUCCAGAGCACCCUGACGAGGACUCGUUGCCUGAUGCUUUGGAAUUGAUCCAGAGCAUCAUAGCAGAGGUUAACAAGAAGACCGGAGAAGCUGAGUGUCAGUUCUACAGACGGGGCCUUGCCUACCUUGAAGACAGCCAGAGAAUAACAGAGAUCCAGGAGUCCCGCUUCCUCUGCUGCCACGGCGAGCUCAAGAACAACAAGGGACAGCGGCUGCAUGUGUUCCUGUUUGAGCUGGCUUUGGUUCUGACCAGACCUGGGGAGGACAAAGACGGAGGUCAGGUGUUCAAUGUCUACAGGCAGCCUCUGCCCAAUGCCUUGUUAAAUCUGGAGGAGAUCCCAGAUGGGGAAGCUGGUGGAGGGAGCGGCUUCAGGGGAGCCUUCAGUGGAGGAAAUGAUAAAGUGAAGAACUGUUUCCGUGUGAUCAGCAGAGGGCGCUCCAAAGCUCACUCUUAUAGCCUGCAAGCCAACGACUCCUUCAGCAGGCAGCAGUGGAUCACCUGUCUGCGCCAAGCGAUUGUCCAGUCGAGAGAUAGGAAUGUUCAGAGCAGACCGUCGCAGUCCUCUCCCCAAACUGAUCCUGCCCUGUAUCACAUAGCUGAGCUCAGCCUCAGCUCAGAUACAGAAAUGGCAGACCACACAGGUCGCUGACUGCUGGACUGAUCAUCAGGAGGACUGUGGAGUGCCUUUAUAUUUGUACAUUGACGUUAUCAAUGCAGGAAAUAAAAUGUGGACUGAUGAUUGUGCUUAGACACGUGUAGUAUUUUUAACAUGGUUAAGUUUCUCUUCUUGCUUUUUCUGUUCAUUUAUGGGCUGUACAGCUUGACAUCAGUAUUACUCAAUUUGAAUUAACAUGUAAAAUUUUAAUGUUGUCAUUGUGUUGUUGUUUUUUUAAAUAAACUGACAAUUA